AUCUUGGCUAACCAGGCCCUCCGCAUCUCAAAACCCUUCCUUUCUCUUCCCUUUUUGUGUCCUUUACUUCUCCUUUAUUCCCCAUCUCUAUCCACAAAUUUCCCAGUUUCUAAAGAAACCUCUCAAAAUUCCAAGGCCCAUCAGUCCUAUAAAUUAAAGCAAGACCCUUUUACAAAACCUCCUCAAAUCAAAACAAAAACCUCUUUCCCUCUCCCCCCUCAAAAAAAAAAAAAAAAAAAACUAAAGGCCACCCCUCUCUCAAUCUUUACAAAAAGAAUACCAAGAUGAAGGAAUAUUGGGGCUCCUUGGCCUCAGUACUUGGUGUUUUGGCCUUUUGUCAAAGUCUCCUUCAAGUAUUGUUUCCACCAGAACUCCGGUUUGCAGCACUCAAGCUCUUCAACCGGAUCUUUAACGUAUUCAAUUCUUAUUGCUACUUUGACAUCACAGAAAUUGAUGGAGUUAACACCAACGAGCUUUACAACGCAGUCCAGCUCUAUCUGAGUUCCUCUGUCUCCAUCUCUGGUAGCCGUUUGAGCCUCACUCGUGCUCUCAAUUCAAGUGCCAUAACUUUUGGCCUAACAAACAAUGACACACUCUUUGACACCUUCAAUGGUGUCAAUGUCCUUUGGGAACAUAUCGUGACUCAAAGGCAAGCACAGACAUUUUCCUGGCGUCCAAUGCCUGAUGAGAAGAGAGGUUUCACUCUACGUAUCAAGAAAAAGGACAAGCCUUUGAUUCUUGAUUCUUAUCUUGAUUACAUUAUGGAGAAAGCCAAUGAUAUAAGGAGGAAAAAUGAGGACAGGCUUUUGUAUACUAAUUCAAGAGGUGGGUCUUUGGAUUCAAGAGGGCAUCCUUGGGAGUCAGUACCAUUUAAGCAUCCAAGUACUUUUGAAACUCUGGCUAUGGACCCUGCCAAGAAAGGUGAGAUCAUGGAAGAUUUGAAAGAUUUUGCAAAUGGUCAAUCUUUUUAUCAAAAGACUGGAAGAGCUUGGAAGAGAGGUUAUUUGCUCUAUGGACCUCCUGGUACUGGUAAAUCUAGCAUGAUUGCUGCUAUGGCUAAUUAUCUUGGUUACGAUAUCUAUGAUCUUGAAUUGACUGAGGUACACAAUAACUCUGAACUUAGAAAACUUUUGAUGAAAACAAGCUCAAAAUCUAUCAUUGUUAUUGAGGAUAUUGAUUGUUCUAUUAAUUUGAGUAAUAGGAAGAAGGGUACUGCUAAUAAUAGUUCAAUUGGGAGGAGUUACUGUGACCCAGAAAUGCGAUCUGGGCCCGGUGCUGGUACUGGUGAUGAAGGGGGGAAUUCAAUAACUUUAUCUGGGUUAUUGAAUUUUACUGAUGGUUUAUGGUCGUGUUGUGGGAGUGAGAGGAUAUUUGUAUUCACUACAAACCACGUUGACAAACUUGAUCCUGCAUUGCUAAGGAGUGGUAGGAUGGACAUGCAUGUUUUCAUGAGUUACUGUUCAUUUCCUGCAUUGAAGAUUUUGUUGAAGAAUUAUUUGGGACGUGACGAGAGUGACUUGGAUGAAGGGGUCUUGAAGGAAUUGGGAGAGGUUAUUGAUAAGGCAGAGAUGACUCCUGCUGAUAUCAGUGAGUUAUUGAUCAAGAACAGGAGAAACAAGGACAAGGCAGUGAUUGAAUUGUUGGAGGCACUGAAGGAGAGGGCAGAGAGGAAAUCGAAGAGUGGAGAAUGUGUUAGAGAGAAGAAUUUGAAUGACGUGGAAGAGGAAGAGCAAGAGAAGAGAGCCUUGGAGAGUCCUAAAGAAGGUUGUGCCUUGGACGAGAGCUGCAAGAAAGAUGAGAAGGAUGAAGAAAAGAAGAUUAAAUGAUAUAGAAAUGAAAGGUUUUUGUUUUUUUCUUCUUUUGUUGCUGCUGCUGCUGCUGCAGGACGGUAAAGAUGAAAAGGAUAUUGGUCUCUGAAGUAUUAUUAUAUCUUCAAAUUUUGUUGGUGCACAAGCAUAAGCCUUGCGGUUGGUUGCUGUGAAGAUUGGAAGUGAAUCUGUACUGGAUAAUAAUAUUAGGUCUCCAAUUUUUUUCAAUGUUUAAUAUAAUUAUCUAUCUUAAUGUUAAUUAAAUAAUGAAACUAGUACCAUAUGAUCAACAGAUAAGCUUAUUUGCAUAUGGUGUGGUGGCUUGGCCAUGUGGGAUUUUCUUAUUUCUUUACAAGGGUCUAGAAUGACAGUCUUUCCUUCUCA
Messenger RNA from Populus euphratica (Euphrates poplar), 2192 nucleotides. Its product is annotated as probable mitochondrial chaperone BCS1-B. The transcript has a single exon. NCBI's taxonomy places the organism in Eukaryota, Viridiplantae, Streptophyta, Magnoliopsida, Malpighiales, Salicaceae. Gene Ontology annotation, molecular function: ATP hydrolysis activity; ATP binding. The record is from RefSeq and is a predicted model, not a curated record. Bases 285 to 1826 code for a protein of 513 amino acids.